ACAACGAACAACGACGUCGUGCACAUUUUGUAUCCAGCGACUAAAGGAUGUGAGGAGGAACCUUCAUACCGCGCCCACCAUGCCGAGACUUGUGCGCCGAAAACCACUCUUGGAGCGGAUAAAGGACUACUUAAAUCCUGGCGAUUUUCUAUUAUGGCUCUCCGAAGAAUUCGAGACGAGAGACUGGGAUGCAAAACAGCUUGGAGCUCCUGUCGCAUUGGGUUUACAUGUUGUGCUUCUGGUUGCAAGGGCAAACAGUGGAAGCUCUGGGAGCAGCGGAGCUGAUGAUGUGUUUGGAGACGUGAGCUCGGGAUCUGGCUGGUUAAGCUACAUAGCUACCUUCAUUGUGUACUUGCUGGGCUGCUUUUCUAUUGCCAACGCAAUAUAUACAUUUUUCCGAACCCGGCAUUAUCGUUUGUUCGAGACACCGAUUGAUACUCCUCAGAAUACGCCCUCUGCACAUCGAGUGCGCGUUGAUUCUUCUCCGGCCUCUUCAUCACCACUUCGGCUCCUUACGAGCAUACUUGGGGACACUAGUGCCGAAUCCAGAGCUCACCCAGAUCCUACACGCGAUGUUUGGGAGCUUGCAGUUUGGGAUCCAGUGCCCAUAUGCCUUCGACUAUUUUGCUUUUUCAGCCCCGGCCAUGUGCUGGUAUAUUUGCUGUUCCUCCCUACCACAUCGUUAGAUCCUCGACCAAGUAUGACUGUGUUCACAACAAUAAUUCUCGAGAUACUGAUAUCUUCACAAUUAUUGCUCCUCCAGUCAAGCUUCUCCCAGCAGGAGAAAGAUUCGGCCAUAAUUCAUAAGGAGGUUAUGAGCGAAUACGAUAUCAAAUACGUCCAUCCCAGAAUGAAUCCUCUUGUCCGUGAUGUUGGCACGCAAAUUUCAGCUCCCAUCUCUGAAGAUAAGAACGGGGAAGGAGGCGUUGACACCUAUACACCAACGGUUAUACUCAAACGAGAGUUUCGUACCCAUCCGAACCCCAAUUAUGCCAAACAUAUCGAUCCUGACAACGCUCCUGGAGCCUCUCAAAGAUUGUUCUCUCCGGCUCCGUCAUAUACACCUUCCGCGUACAACUCUCGAGAUCCUACGCCACUCACAGGCUUGACACCACGUCCUGCUAUUCGUCAGCCCCAGUUCCGACAAACCUCAUCUGUAGCUGUUUCUACAGGCACAAGUACCGGUGAUGGUGGCAGCUUGGGCAUAUAUAGUCACGCCAACUCCCCUCUUAAGAAAGCAACGAGCAUGUUCGAUGUGCAAGGGAGAGGGCGUCGUGACGCACCGAGGAACUCCUUUGAUAUGGCAGGAAGAGAAAUCCAAGAGCAAAGGGAAAGGAGUAGAAGCCCGACCAAAAGACUAAGUGAGAUAACCGCUCCAAACUUUCCAAAAGGUAGAUCACUAUUUUCAGAAAUCGGUGAAGGGAGACGAACGAGUGCUCCUAUUGAUUUUGGAGCGAGAUCGAGGCCUGGGACCCAUGACAGGUCUCACUCAAGGGGACCAUCGAGAUGGUGAUAUAUGGAUUUGUGUGGGGGGGGGGCAUUGGCAGGCGUUCUUUUUUGUCAUAGGAUGUGACCUUUGAUU
This is a messenger RNA of Amorphotheca resinae ATCC 22711, 1582 nucleotides long. RefSeq lists its product as hypothetical. Bases 80 to 1513 code for a protein of 477 amino acids. NCBI's taxonomy places the organism in Eukaryota, Fungi, Ascomycota, Leotiomycetes, Helotiales, Amorphothecaceae. The transcript has 2 exons. The record is from RefSeq and is a predicted model, not a curated record. Gene Ontology annotation, biological process: regulation of exit from mitosis; maintenance of rDNA.